AUGUCGUCGCUGACGUCGUCUGCCAUAAGGAACGUGGCGAAGCCCAUCGUGCGCAACGUCUACAACGGCACCCGUCAGAACUUGCUCAUCAACCGCGACACAAAAGUCAUCAUUCAGGUCAGAUCCUUUUAUUCAUUUGCAAUCGGAGAACGAUCGAAGAAAUCACAUUGAAAUAAUUUUAAAAGUAAGAGUCUUCAAAUAACUCAGUUUGAAGUUUCAAAUUUAGAACGAAAAAGGAUCAAUUUUUCAUGGUCAUCAAGAAGCUCUAGUGUCCCAAAAUCUAAAGGAGAAAGUUGGGAGAAGUUGUAGUGUAUGAAUAUCGAGGAUGGCUACUAACUUCAGAACAUUUUUCUGCACAACUUAAACUUUAAAGAGAAAAAAUUAUUUUUUCAUUCAGUCUUCUCUCCAAAUGCAGUUUUAUCUUAGUUUUAUCUGUGGUUUUUCAUAAGAUUUUCAGAGUAUUUUUUCGAAAAUCUUCCGUAUGAAUGUACACCUCGAGAAAUAUAUACAUUUUUUUACUUUGGAGUUUUUUUGAAAUUGUUUAGAGGAAUUUAUGUUUCGAGAGUUGACAAGGCGAUCUCUUCCCAUAGUUGUACGUCAGCAUAGAUUCUCCUUUUGAGGUUUUGGAUCAUCAAAUAGUUUGUUCCUGUUUUCCAAUUUAUUUCUGGAGCAGCCAGGUACAAUUUUUUGUAUCCGACCUCGUGUGGGAUUUACUCGAAAACAUUUUUCUGAGUUUUUUUUUUCUUGUCUGCAAUCGUUUUUUUUUCGCUUUUGAGCGAAUAUUAUGUACUCAUAGGGUGGUUUGUAUCCACAGAGUCAAUCCAAAAAAGGAAGAAAAACGGGAAACCGUGUCGGUUGCUUGGCGACGAGUUGUUGUUGUUGUACGAGUCGUGACUCGGUUCUAUGUCCAAUAAGAAAAAGGUGAUAGCCGACGAACUUUCGUUUUUUCGAGUGUCUAGAAGUGGACGUUUUAUAGUUUCCGCUGUCUGACUCGUUAGCUUUUAUAAAAAAAAAAAGAAAGUAGCCGGCAUUGGCGGGAAAAACAAGUGACGCCGUUUGGGAGGAAAUUUGAUUUUUUUUUUCUUGUGCGAUGAACUUUCCGGGUAACCGUCUUGUUUCAGGGAUUCACAGGAAAGCAGGGCACCUUCCAUGGGAAACAAAUGCUCGACUACAACACGAAAGUCGUCGGAGGCAUCUCUCCCAACAAGGUGUGCAUCUGUGUUAAGAAAUUUAACAUGAUAGAAAUCAACCUACAGAUAAAGUAUUCAACACGACUUGAAAAGUUGAAGAAGUCGAGAAUAAUCGAGAAUAAUCAAACUCUUGAAAAGUUCUUCGAGAAUUUCGUUGAGUUUGCCAAUCUGCCUUCACCAAAAUUUGAAACGCCGUCUAGUCUUAAAUUGCACUGUGACGCGUUUGCUCUUACCAGUUUUCGAUUAAUUUUCGAUUUUUGAUUUAUUUCUCAAGCGUCUUUCAUUUUGCUUGCAUUACUGGAAUUAUUCAAAAUAAAAAUCGAAAACGUGCGCUGCUUCUAGAAAACGGUUCAUUAAUCUCGGAGGAUUAUAAUCAUCCAGUGUUUUUGUUCUAGGCGAUUCAUUGAUGUAUUAGAUACUCAAUUGAAAAAAUUGGGUUGAGGCAGGCCAAACGCACCUGGGACUCCCAGUGUUCGCAACGGUGAAAGAAGCUCGGGAGAAGACUGGCGCCGACGCGACCGUGAUCUACGUGCCGGCGGCCGCCGCUGCCCAGGCGAUCCACGAGGCGAUCGACGCAGAGGUACAGGCAAACCCGAAGGCUCUCAGGCCCGAUUUCGCUGCAGAUCGGACUGAUUGUCGCCAUCACCGAGGGCAUUCCGCAACAGGACAUGGUUCGCGUCAAGAACCGCCUUCUCAAGCAAAGUUCGUGGUGAAGAAAAAUGGAACUACCCAAAAAAAAAAACCAUUACUUCUCUUUUCAAUGGACCGUGAAAAGUAUCUGUUAAGGCGAUAGGAGUGAAUGUGUAAUAUGAACUUGUUUGAAGUUUCGAAUUUCGAUGAUACUGAAAUAGAAAAAAAUCUUUUUCUAAAAUAGACAUUCCUGAAAAUAAACUUUAUUUCUUGCUUUAUUUCAGCUGGUUCUUCAAAAAAUAACUCCAGGAUUGUGCAUGCUUUAGAUUAAGUUCUGUUCCGAACCAAACUAACUCAGAGAGUGCCGAAAAUGCAACGAUUGUUUCAGACAAAUCAAGGCUGCUCGGACCAAACUGUCCCGGAAUAAUCGCCUCCGGAGAGUGCAAGAUUGGAAUCAUGCCAGGCCACAUCCACAAGAAAGGCGUCAUCGGUUCGUCAGAACUUCCGAUUGAGAUACACCGAAAGUCCAGGAAUCGUGUCGCGGUCCGGCACUCUGACCUACGAGGCGGUCCAUCAGACGACGCAGGUCGGCCUGGGUCAGACCCGCUGCAUCGGGAUCGGCGGCGACCCUUUCAACGGCACCAAUUUCAUCGAUUGUCUCGAGGUGUUCCUUGCUGACGAUCAGACCAAAGGUCCACACUGUUUCAAAAUUUCUCAUUUUUCUUAUUUUCCUAAAUCUUCUUGAAUUUCAACCUUGUGAAAGAAAAGCUUCUCGGCGAGUUUUCUGUGAUUUCUGUUGUUAUAAGUAAGAUUAUUCAGGAGAAACUAAACGUUUUUCAGAUAAAAUUUGACUAUUGCACAGUUUUCGACAAAAAUUUUUCGUGUCAGGCUCACAAGAAGUUUUUUUUUCAAAUUAUCUUUACCUCUUUGGCAAAGAAUGAUCAAUACGUAAAAUUAAUAUUAUUAGAAGAAGUUUGCGCAGACUUUGAUGAACUUUUUCAGACUUGAAGGAAUCCAAAAAAUUUAUAAUUCGUUCCAAAAUCCCCAUAAAAACAAUUUCUUUUGUUAGGCAACUCCGAAAACGGAGUUCUCUCGUAUGGUUAAUGAAGACAAAGUGAAAACUAGAAGUUCCUUACAAAAAAAAAAAUCAUCUGUUGCAGGUAUCAUUCUGAUCGGCGAAAUCGGUGGGCAGGCCGAGGAGCAGGCUGCGGAAUUCCUCAAGCAGCACAACUCCGGCGAGAACCACAAGCCGGUCGUUUCGUUCAUCGCCGGUGUGACGGCGCCGCCCGGACGUCGCAUGGGCCACGCUGGCGCCAUCAUCGCCGGUGGCAAAGGUGCGGAAACAGUCUCCAGAAAGAGACUGUUUUCAUAUGUUGAAAGCUUUGAAAAGUAGUUGUCAUUUUUGAGCUCGGAAAUAAUGCCUUAAACGCUUGGUGAAGAUUUCAAACUCGAAUUUUCGCUUCUAAAAUUUCGAUUUUGAACCCACGGAGUUUGAUUCGUAACAGAUGAUAAAAAACUGGUUCGGUUCGGAACUUUUUUGGAAAUUAAUAGCAGUCUUACCACUCGUUCUUUGAUAAACUGACUAUAUGAUUAUCUGUCAUUUUUCCCUCAAAAUACCCAGCUGAACUUAUCAAAUGCUAUGCUGAAGAAACGGUGAAAAAACAUGAAAGAACAAGAGAUCGCUUAUUCUCGGUGUCUUAUUUUUAUAGGAAGCAGUUGGUCGACACGCGAUGUUUUUGUUGGUUUCUAAAUAAUGGGUUGGCCGGUUAGAAAUGAACGUUUGGUUUUUCGGUUCACGUUCCAUUUCCAAGUUCAUUUGAAGAAGAAGAAAUUUUCCGCAUGGAAGUUGUGAAAAGAUAAUGUUUGAAAUCAAAACUACCUCUUGCAUUUUUACAUAUUUAUAAUGCUUUCAUAUUGAAAUAAACCCCAAAAAUAACUGUCGUAACAGGGCAAUCCAGUAGAUAGAAUAUCCUUUCAUCUCCAAAUAAGAAGACCAAAAAAAUCCGCUGCUUCACAUGUUUCCAUUUUCGUGACACCCAUUAAUCAACGAAAUUGAAUUUUAAAAAAGUAUUUUAACUUUUUUUUUUUCAUUUCUUGAAAAAACCCCCACAAGCUCCAAGAAAUUAGUGAAUUGGCAAGAGCAAAGAGUUUAAAAAUGAGAACUUGCUAAGCGAUUAUGAGGGAUCGUAGUAUAGCCCUUCAGAGAGUUAUUGGGCAGACUUCUAGAAAAUUUCAAACCGCAGUCUCAAUGGCCUUGUACACGAAGUAGUCGAUGUUCCAGGGACAGCGACGGAGAAGAUCGAGGCGCUGCGAGCAGCCGACGUCGUCGUAACGGACAGUCCGGCGAAGCUCGGAACCGAGAUUCAGACGGCCAUGAUGAAACGCCGUCGUUGA
Molecule: messenger RNA, 4214 nt
Organism: Caenorhabditis auriculariae
Lineage: Eukaryota; Metazoa; Nematoda; Chromadorea; Rhabditida; Rhabditidae
Source: the annotation of a GenBank genome assembly